ACACACACUUCUUAGGAAUUCAUGUCGAGGCAAUAAAAGAUUGGAAACAAUUUUCUUGCAGAAAUAUUUUUGCCUAAAUCUUUCACAAAACGUUUCCCCAGUGUAUGGCUUCUGUUCUCUCUUGCGAAUCUCUUCAAGUAGUUGGAUAAGAGUUUGCGAUACGAGUUUUUGGUUAGACAUAAUGACCAUUUUCAUUGCUUAACAUCAGUUUCAAUGUUUACUAAACUCAAAAAAGAUUCUUAUAUAUUUCAUUUUUAAAAUAAGACAACAUAAUUCUGAGCUGUUAAAUUUAUAUUUAAGGGAACCAGCUUUUAUUUUAUUUCAGGAUAAAAACCAGUAGUGGCCUGUGAAUGUGGGGGGAGAAGGGGUGGUGGCUUAAAAAGAAGCAAAAAUAGAGAUAUGGAAAUGAACUUUGGUGUGUGGUUAGAAGUGAGGCUGGAUCUUGGAAAUGGACGCGAGGUCAGUCAUAUGCGUGAGGAUUAUCACACAUAAAAGAGACAGAAGUAUGAAACAGCUUUGUGUGCUCAGGGAAUGCUGUAUUGCAGUAACUAGAACUUGGAUCAAACCUGUGGGAAAAUGUUGAGAGACGCAGCAGCAUGUAGUCACAGAUCAUCUUUGGAAAGAGGACAACCAAGAUCUAAAAUGACACCCAGUAAAAACAACACCAAAGACGUAGAUGAGAGAGUUCCAGGUGGGAGAACCAGACUUCCACGAAGAGCAGCAGACACCAAAAAAAAUUAUAAAGAUCUCUCAAAUUCAGAAUCAGAAAGUGAAAAAGAAGCUUCACAUUCCUUGGAAGAGAAAUUGCUAGGAAAGGAGGCGAAUACCCGUUCCAGAAGCAAAACCACAAAGCUGUCAAAGAAAGCACAGGAUGCCGUCUCCACCGAGACACGAAAUGAUAUAUCAGAAAAAUGGAAAAACUCAUCUCUGCUGAAAGAUACUACAAGAGAUAAUAGCCUUGACUUACCUCCGAGGCCUUCAUCUGGAGGUCCAUUAUCUCCUGUACCUUUAUCUGGGAGCCCAUCAUCUGUAGAAGUGAUGAGAUGCAAUAAUAUAGGUAUGGAGGAAAUAACAGAAAGGGAUGUUACUCAGGAUUAUGAGUGUAUAACAAAAUCCAAAUCACCUCAUCCAAAAACUUCAUCACCUGAAUCCUUAAACAGCAAAUAUAGAGUUGGAGGUCCAAUAAAGUCACCCAAAAACAGUGAGAAAAAUUUACUAUGUAGAAGAGAAAGUUGCUCACCAGUUCUUCAGUCAUCCUUGCUGGAAAGUCAUUCAGCAUGCCCAUUAUACACAUCUAGUGAAAGAGGAGAGAAAAUACGGUUUGACAUGCCCCGUAACUCUGCUCAUGGAUCAGGCCCUACAUCCCAUCUUAGUCGCAAACGAAUGUACAUAGAAGAUAAUCUAAUUAAUCCCUACGAAGUAGGAUUGGAAGAGGAAGAAUUAAGAGCAAACUUCCUUGCCAAAAAACUAUCUAAAAUGGAAGCUGCAGCUCAUCACACUGACAAAGGAUCUGAAAGUGUAUCUUUGUUAUCAACAAAUGCCUUUUCUAUUUCUGGGGAGAACCGGAAACCUGAAAUUUCACGUGUAGACAUGUGUGAAGAAUUUAAUACAGAAUUUGGAAAGGAAUUAAAUGUCCACGAAAAAUUGAUAGAUUGUUUUUCUAAGCAGUCUUUGAAAACAGCUCAACACCAUCUGAAAACAAUGACUCAUAAGAUUCAGGAAUACAGGACCAAAAAACUUGAUAAAUUCCAAUUCAGCAUCAUACGGGAGCUGGAGAAUUUUGAAGAAGAUGCACAGUCUUUAAAAGAUUUGGAGAAGGAAUUUGUGGACUUUUGGGAAAAGACAUUUCAGAAGCUCGGUACCUAUCAAAAAAAUGAACUGGAGAGGCUUCACUUUCUGAAAGCUUCAUUGGAUAAAAAUGUCUUCUACAGCCCUAAUCGUGAAAAAACUAUUUGUACAUCUGAGAUGUAUUUCAUGAAAGAAAACAUGAAAAAGCUGCAAGCCAUGCUUCUUAAGGAAAUGCAAGAAGAGGAGCUUCUUAAUGUACGCAAAGGACUGCUGUCAUUAUUCAUGGCUCGUGGGAAGUGUUAGUGUGUGAUAUCUAGUUGUUAACCAAGUUUUAUCCAAUGACUCUGUAUAUAACCAAAAAUACCAGAGUAGCCCCACAAAGAGAAAAAUACAUGUCACCCAACAAGAAUACCUUUGACCUUUGAACUCAAGUAUAUGUCUUAUGGAUGAGAAAAAACCAUUAUAACAUGACUCUAAGCCCAAAAAACUUGUCUACACAAUGCCACUCUUUUUUUAGAGAGACAAUUUUGGGGAACCAAACAGUAAAAAGAAUUGGCUUCUUAUUGUAGUAAUAUUUGCAUUAGACAAAUAUUACUGAGUUAACUAAACCACUUACAAAACAAGUUUAAUAAGCCAAAAUUUAUAUAAAGUGAAUAUAGUUUGGACUAAACGAUAAAGUAUUAUUAGUUUACUAGUUCAGAAGAUCUACAAAUAAUAAAAAUGUAAGCAUGCUUAGAAGUCUUUGAUUUCCAGCGUUUCCCUGAGUGUAAGUUGGUAUUGCAGCACGCUGUUGGAGGUACAGUUAUUCAAUUAUGGCUCCAGUAUUAGAAGGCACAACAUAGCCUGAAAUAGUCACUAUAUUUUAGUUCUAGGUAGAAGUCUUAACUC
Messenger RNA from Rhinolophus ferrumequinum (greater horseshoe bat), 2676 nucleotides. It is a transcript of the gene SYCP2, whose product is annotated as synaptonemal complex protein 2. The transcript is spliced from 14 exons. Bases 577 to 2091 code for a protein of 504 amino acids. Lineage: Eukaryota; Metazoa; Chordata; Mammalia; Chiroptera; Rhinolophidae. The record is from RefSeq and is a predicted model, not a curated record.